This is a messenger RNA of Coniophora puteana RWD-64-598 SS2, 276 nucleotides long. RefSeq lists its product as uncharacterized. The annotation marks the transcript as partial. The record is from RefSeq and is a predicted model, not a curated record. Lineage: Eukaryota; Fungi; Basidiomycota; Agaricomycetes; Boletales; Coniophoraceae. The transcript has a single exon.
UCUGUAGAAAAAUUCCAGGUCAUUGUGAGCGGCGGGAUAACCAUGGGUCACCCCUGCUGCAAGAGCUUCCGAUGCACAGAUCCACUUCUCCAUUCACGCAACCACUUCUGCUAUACUCAUCAAAACUUAGCAGAUAUCUGUGCUGUUGAUCAGUGUGUCCUCAAGAUUGUUUUAACACCCACCACCAAGCAAUCUUGCAAUGACCCAGCCCAUUGUGCCAUGGAGGAAGCAGCCAACCAGCAAGGACAGUCCAUGUUUGCCCUCACAGACCAUCUU